UUCCUACAGUGAACUCAUCACGUUGUGAACGGAAAAAGUAAAACCCCCGGACCGACGGCGCACGUCAUUACCGUCUCCACACUUCUCCCUGCUGUAAAACGAACGGUUCCCGGAUUUACGCUCAUUCGUCUUGGUUUCGUUCAGGAUUUUCUUCUCUGCGGUUGUCGCGAGACUUCAAUUUGAUGUCUACUGUAUAACUGAGGUAAAGGAGGCUGCAACACAGAAACUGUCUCGAUGUACAAGCGUGUGCCAUCUAGAGAUCUUGUUGAUGGCUUUGAUAGAGAAGAAAUCUUAGGCCAGUCACAGAAUGGCGUGUGGAACGAUAUUGGAAAUCCUUCAUGGAAACGUCCCUUGCCACAUGUUCUGGUGGCAACUAUGACAUCAUUCUUAUUUGGCUAUCAUCUUGGGGUUGUCAAUGACACAUUGGAAAGCAUUUCUCUGGACCUAGGCUUCAGUGGCAGUACCAUGGCUGAAGGUUUGGUGGUGAGUACAUGUUUAGGAGGUGCAUUUCUUGGUUCUAUAUUCAGCGGUUGGAUAGCUGAUGGGCUUGGUCGUCGGAGAGCAUUCCAAUUAUCUGCUUUACCAAUGAUUCUUGGUGCUUCCAUGAGUGCCACGACGAGUGGUCUGGAGGGUAUGCUUCUUGGAAGGUUCUUUGUUGGAACUGGAAUGGGUGUUGGUCCUCCUGUUGCGGCUCUCUACGUGUCAGAGGUCUCCCCAGCUUUUGUGAGGGGCACUUACGGGAGCUUCACCCAGAUUGCGACAUGUUUUGGACUUAUGGCAGCUCUUUUCAUAGGAAUUCCAGCCAAAAAGGUUCUUGGCUGAAAGGAAGAAUUGCUGAAACUGAAGAGGAACUCGAGAGGCUUUUUGGAGCAUCACAUGUUAAAUCUAUGAUGGCGGAAAUGUCAAAAUCAGAAAAAGGGGAUGAAUUGGAUGUUAAAUGUUCAGAAUUACUCCAUGUACCUCAUUCCAGAGUGGUGUUCAUUGGCUCAGUCCUGUUUGCUUUGCAACAGCUAUCAGGAAUAAAUGCUGUGUUUUAUUUCUCUUCAACUGUCUUUAAAAGUGCUGGAGUACCUUCAGAUAUUGGAAAUAUGUGUGUAGGAGUGGUAAACAUAUCAGGAUCAAUUGUCGCGAUGAUUCUAAUGGAUAGAUUAGGAAGAAAGCUGCUUAUUCUUUGGAGUUUCUUGGGCAUGGCUGUGGCUAUGGGUUUUCAAGUUAUUGCGGGAAGUAAUGAUUUUCCUGAUUUUGUAAAGUUGUAUCUAUCUAUUGGUGGGAUGCUGCUGUUUGUCCUGACUUUUUCUUUAGGUGCUGGGCCUGUCCCCAGUCUCCUCCUGUCAGAGAUAUUUCCAAACCGUAUCAGGGCUAAGGCAAUGGCUGUCUGCAUGGCUGUACAUUGGGUGAUCAAUUUCUUCGUCGGGUUAUUAUUUCUGCAUCUGCUGGAGUUGCUGGGGCCACAAAUUUUAUACACAAUCUUUGCCAGCUUUUGCUUGAUAGCAGUGGCGUUCGUGAAGAAGAACGUUGUCGAGACCAAAGGAAAGUCACUACAAGAAAUCGAGAUGGCACUUCUCCCAGCUGUUUAACUCAUAUUGCCGGAUCACCCAGCCAGGUAUUACUUAGGUUUGAUCUCGACGGCAGCCAAAUAACUGAAAUUGAAAAAAAAGAAACAACUUUCAUUCACGAGUAAGAAGUUAAUUUAUCCUGCCCUUGGCUUUUAACUGAACGUAGCUGAUAGAGCUUCACUUGCACGUUGCAAACAGCAAGAGAUCGCUACAUUUUAUUUUUGGGGAUCUCCUUUUUGUUCAUAGACGAGAUUGAUGAGUGCAUGUAUGGUGAUCCUGCUGUGAGAAUUCUCUACUCCAGCAAUGUGUAUAGGUAUAGCAUUGUCAUUUGGGCAGACCAUCGUAUCCGAUCAUUGUAUUUGUUUCUACUGUGUCUCGAUGUUAUUCAUAGUUGUACUCGUGAUGUAAUAAUGGUUUACUCUCAGACCCCAUCGAAAGGAACAAAAGUGAAAUUUCAGUUUAGAUGUUUCCGUGAA
This is a messenger RNA of Sesamum indicum (sesame), 2032 nucleotides long. NCBI's taxonomy places the organism in Eukaryota, Viridiplantae, Streptophyta, Magnoliopsida, Lamiales, Pedaliaceae. The record is from RefSeq and is a predicted model, not a curated record.